Molecule: messenger RNA, 216 nt
Organism: Plasmopara halstedii
Lineage: Eukaryota; Oomycota; Peronosporomycetes; Peronosporales; Peronosporaceae
Exons: 2
Coding region: 1-216 (71 amino acids)
Source: RefSeq, a predicted model, not a curated record
AUGGCGGCACAAUUAUCGGUACCUUUUGUUUCUGUAAAGAUUUUCAUCUCAGAUAUGCCUCUUCUAGACAGGCACUGCGACACUUUAUCGCUCUAUUGCCCGUCCUUGCUUUUGGAAAGCUUACUGCUUAGCAUGGGCGACAGUCCGCCAAGCGAGCGAUCGCCGCAUCCGGUCUUAGAGCUGCCAAUUGCCUUAUCACUUCGGAAAAGCACUUAG